This is a messenger RNA of Mizuhopecten yessoensis (Yesso scallop), 2408 nucleotides long. Its product is annotated as putative sodium-dependent excitatory amino acid transporter glt-3. The coding region runs from base 479 to 2011 and encodes 510 amino acids. Gene Ontology annotation, molecular function: glutamate:sodium symporter activity; neutral L-amino acid transmembrane transporter activity; L-glutamate transmembrane transporter activity. The transcript has 11 exons. Gene Ontology annotation, cellular component: plasma membrane. Lineage: Eukaryota; Metazoa; Mollusca; Bivalvia; Pectinida; Pectinidae. The record is from RefSeq and is a predicted model, not a curated record. Gene Ontology annotation, biological process: L-glutamate transmembrane transport.
UUACAUGGGACAAGGACAUGUCUGUCCAUUACAAAAAUGUUGUCCCGUACCGGGUUCACACGAAUAAGCACUGUUGUUAUCAUUUCGUGCGCGGAUAUCCGCUUUCAUGUAUUAGCCGUUUGAGUUGUCGUUGACCCCUCCAUUUUUGGGGGAUAUAACGGCCGGUAGUCUCGACAAAGCUUCAGCAAGUUAACAGUGAAAGCAUAUAUGUGAGCAAGUGUGUGGCUGUUUAUUUAUGUGUUAACAAAAUAUUACACGUACUCGUGAUACACAACACUGGAGUUGUGUGCACAAAAGCGAACGAGACUUUUUUCAGUCUGUCAUUUAGGUGGAGAAGAAGAAAAAACGUUAAAGCCCGUGUUCAUUUUAAAACAGCUAAGCAGGUAAACACGCUAGUCGGCUCAAGACGGGAGUAUAUACAUUUAUCUAGUACAGGAGGAAGCGACACCUGGAAUCAUCUGAGCGUCGUCGAGGAAAUAUGGGGAAGAUAAAUAAGUGUGUGUCUGUGAUCAAAGACAAUCUGCUGGUGGUAACGACUCUCUUGGGGGUCGGGGUGGGGUUCGCAGUGGGGUUUGGAGUGCGUGCAACAAACCCCACGGAUGACGAUCUGAUGUGGCUAGGUAUAAUUGGCGAGCUUUAUCUCCGGAUGCUGAAAAUGAUGAUUGUACCACUCAUCGUUACAUCGGUCAUUUCAGGAACGGCCACAUUGGACCCUAAGUCGAACGGGAAGAUAAGCAUGGUGUCUAUUGCCUACCUCGUUUUCACAAACUUUCUCGGGGCUCUGAUUGGCUGCAUCAUGGCUGUUAUUAUCAGACCAGGUGUCGGCGUGUCAAACUCGGAAUCGGGUAAGAAGCUAGAAUCAGUCACCAUGGAAACACAGGAUAUAUUUGCAGAUCUGUUGAGGAAUCUGAUCCCCAGCAACUUGAUACAAGCCACAUUUCAACAGACUCAGACGAAGUAUAAUAUUGAGACAGUUCUAAAAAACAUGACAAUGAACGGAACGAUCAUCUCGCGAGAGUUUAAAGAGAUCAGCGGAAAAUAUAUCGGCUCCGCCGGAUCCUCCAAUAUACUUGGGCUCAUAAUAGCAAGUUCGUUGUUCGGUGUGGCGACAGGGGCGGUGCGAGAGGCAGGCAUGCCGUUCGGCGCUUUCUUCACUUCCGCUACUGACGUCAUCAUGCAGAUACUCAAAUGGAUCAUACGAACGACACCUUUCGGUGUAGCAAGUCUAAUUGCUAAAACGAUAGCAAGCACGGACAACAUUCAGGAGGACUUUCGACGGCUUGGGGUGUACUCGGCAACGGUGAUCGCGUCUCUCUUCAUUUGCAGCGUUGUACUGGUUCCCAUAGCGUACAGUCUGCUCACCAGAAAGCAGCCCUUCCGUUUCCUGUUCAGUGUCGUCAACGUUCUCAUGAUUGGAUUUGCCACCUCAAGCUCAGCAAUAUCCAUACCCGAAUCGCUCAAGGCUCUUGAAGACACCAAUAGAAUCGACAGAAGAGUAACCAGAUUUGUAGUACCGCUGUCGGCCACACUGGGGCGCUGUGGAAGCAGCGUGUAUAUUGCAGCGACGUGUAUAUUUCUAAUGCAACUUACAGAAAUUGAAACCGAUGCAAGCAAAGUUAUCCUUGUUAUCGUUCUGACCACAUGUUCGUCCCUGGCCAUCCCCUCCGUGACCGGGGCCAGUCUGGUGACUGUCAUCAUCCUAAUGACCGCACUGGGUUUACCGGCGGAGACCGCCACGCUGUUGUUUACACUUGAAUGGCUUCUGGAUCGUUUGCGCACUCUUGCAAACUUGAUAGUCCAAGCUCUGGGGUCAGUGGGCACUUAUAGAGCGUGUCGGUCAGCCCUGCCAUUUCAGCCGCGGCCUAGCGUGACCCUAAGUGAGGGAUAUAAAGGACCAAUAUCACGUCAGCAGUCCACUGUUUCCGCUUCCGGUUUACCAAAAGAGGAUAUUGAAGAAUUUAAAUCGGGCUCAGAGAAUAACGGUUAUAAUGAGCUGACUACAAGGAUUUGACAUUUGAUAUUUAGAUAUAUCACUUUUACAAUGUAUUUUUAAGUUUUUGUGUUCUUUUAUACUCGCCAACACUCCAUUUAAUACAAUUAACAUUAUUUGUAUAAUCCAUUUAUGUGAAAAAUGUAUAUACAUUCCUGAUUUCUGUAGUAAUUAAGCACUUCACUUGCAUUAUUCCGAUUUUGAAGUUGUCAUAUAGUUUGUCACGUACAAUGUAAUAAGUCGAUAUAAUGAGAUUUUUUAAUAAAAUUUUAUAAUCUCUACCAUGAGUUUGUCCUGUUACAUGUACAUAUGAAACUUUACGAUAUUUUCCAUAUUUUACAACUUUGAUAUAAACAAACUGACAUACAAUAAUUAUCUCUUCAUUUUAUAGGAAAGAGACAGCCACCAGUGUUUAAUA